AUGUCCGAUACACGAUUAUAUACCUUCUCGCAAGAGACAAAGGACGAGUUGCGAAAGUUCCGUCUUGGUACUUCGCGAGCAAAAGAUCCUCAAGCCAGAAUCUACAUUAUCGACCCCAAAUCAAAAGAAAUCCGCGCACAGAAGAACGAAGUCUACUCCAGUCUAGAAGACAUUGCCGAUGAACUCCCCGAUUCAUCGCCACGGUUUGUGUUGCUGAGCUAUCCUCAUACAUUGCCAUCCGGACGUUUGGCAGUACCAUAUGUUUUCCUUUACUAUCUUCCUGAGAAUUGUAACCCUUCUUCUCGCAUGAUGUAUGCUGGUGCCGUGGAGCUGUUCCGCAACACUGCGGAGGCCCAGCGUGUGAUUGAAGUUGAGAGCGAGUCGGAUGUGCUUGAUAUUGAGAAACGAUUGAAUAGUCCGAAUUAG
Messenger RNA from Talaromyces atroroseus, 426 nucleotides. RefSeq lists its product as hypothetical. The coding region runs from base 1 to 426 and encodes 141 amino acids. Lineage: Eukaryota; Fungi; Ascomycota; Eurotiomycetes; Eurotiales; Trichocomaceae. Gene Ontology annotation, molecular function: actin binding; Arp2/3 complex binding. Gene Ontology annotation, cellular component: actin cortical patch. The transcript has 4 exons. The record is from RefSeq and is a predicted model, not a curated record. Gene Ontology annotation, biological process: negative regulation of Arp2/3 complex-mediated actin nucleation; actin filament debranching.